Molecule: messenger RNA, 1792 nt
Organism: Cyanistes caeruleus (blue tit)
Lineage: Eukaryota; Metazoa; Chordata; Aves; Passeriformes; Paridae
Gene: SLC1A4
Product: solute carrier family 1 member 4
Biological process (GO): L-glutamate transmembrane transport; L-serine transport
Cellular component (GO): plasma membrane
Molecular function (GO): L-alanine transmembrane transporter activity; L-serine transmembrane transporter activity; symporter activity
Source: RefSeq, a predicted model, not a curated record
CGCCUCCGGCCUCGCCGUAGCCCUCGGCUUCAUCAUCCGUCCCGGCGCCGGUGCCUCCGCGCUCAACACCCAGCUGGGGCUGUCGGGCGCGCUGCCCCCCAGCAAGGAGACGGUGGACUCCUUCCUCGACCUCAUCAGAAACCUGUUUCCUGCAAAUCUUGUUGCUGCAGCUUUCGAAACGUAUGCGACAGACUAUAAGAUGCUGCUCAGGAACACUACCUCUGGAAAUGCCACAUGGGAAAAGAUCCCUGUCGGUACUGAGAUCAAAGGGAUGAACAUCCUGGGACUGGUGCUGUUUGCUCUGGUUUUAGGAGUGGCACUGAAAAAGCUUGGCCAGGAGGGGGAAGAUCUGAUUCGCUUCUUUAACUCAUUCAAUGAGGCAACAAUGGUCUUGGUUACCUGGAUUAUGUGGUAUGUACCUAUUGGCAUUAUGUUCCUUGUUGGGAGCAAGAUUGUGGAAAUGGAAGAUAUUGUGCUUCUGGUGACCAGUCUGGGAAAAUACAUCUUCGCCUCUAUCCUGGGCCAUGUCAUCCACGGAGGAAUCAUUCUGCCGCUUAUUUAUUUUGCAGCCACACGGCAAAAUCCGUAUCGUUUUCUCUUAGGACUUAUCACACCACUUGCCACUGCCUUUGCCACUUGCUCCAGCUCAGCCACACUCCCGUCCAUGAUCAAGUGUAUUGAGGAGAACAACGGAGUCGACAAGAGGAUCAGCAGGUUUAUCCUUCCCAUUGGGGCCACUGUAAACAUGGAUGGUGCUGCUAUUUUCCAGUGCAUGGCAGCUGUGUUUAUUGCUCAGCUGAACAAUGUCGACCUCAACCCUGGGCAGAUCUUCACAAUUCUCGUGACGGCCACGGCGUCCAGCGUGGGAGCGGCCGGGGUCCCUGCCGGAGGCGUCCUCACCAUCGCCAUCAUCCUGGAGGCCAUCGGGCUGCCCACCAACGACCUGUCCCUCAUCCUGGCCGUGGACUGGAUCGUGGACCGAACCACCACAGUUGUCAAUGUGGAAGGGGAUGCCCUGGGAGCGGGCAUCCUUAAUUACCUGAACGAAAAAGACAAGAAAGAGAGAGAGCAGGAGCUAAAGGAAGUCACCGUAGAAGCAAUUGCAAACAGCAAGUCUGAAGCGGAAACGUCACCUUUGGUAACCCACAAAAACCCAGUUUCCAACACAAGCAGCACAGCAGACCCUGAAUCCAAGGAAUCAGUAUUGUGAACUCGAGGCCGCUCGUCAAGACCAGUCCUAGAAGUGGCCCAGGGACUUACCAACGCACCCAGACGUUUGCAGUGCGACCAGGGGCUGGAUGGCUCUUGGAAGUGCUCGGUUCCAGUCUGUUUUGAAAUAUGCUGGCCUGGGGAAGGGGAGGGAGGUGGGGUGGACAGAGAAGGGGUGCUGAGAAGGAACACUCGCUUUAUAAUAGUAUUUUGAUAGUUUGUGUGUGUACAUGUAUACGUGUUGCGCGUGCACACUUGUGUACAUGUAUGUGAGAGCUGCCAUUGAGGCUUCUGGUGUAACAAGACUUCCAUUAGUGAUGGCUCAGAUGGGUUGAAGGUAGGAAGGUAGACAUACUCAGUAUGUGCUUAUUGUAGGGAAAAAUUAGUAAGCUUAUUUUUGCUGCUGUUUGAAUGGUGAAGCAGUCUAGAAACUCCAGAGUGGGUAAAAAUGUUGCUUAAAUUUGUUUUCUAGCCUGGAAACACUGAUCAUUACAGCCAUGAUAUGAAGCAACAUUUUUCUCCCACUCCCCUUCCUUUCAUGUUCUCCGAUCCAUUAAAAACAUUGAACAUGUCCUUAAAAACA